Echinops telfairi (small Madagascar hedgehog) is the source of this 4632-nucleotide messenger RNA. It is a transcript of the gene TSC22D1, whose product is annotated as TSC22 domain family member 1. The coding region runs from base 286 to 3480 and encodes 1064 amino acids. NCBI's taxonomy places the organism in Eukaryota, Metazoa, Chordata, Mammalia, Afrosoricida, Tenrecidae. The record is from RefSeq and is a predicted model, not a curated record. Gene Ontology annotation, biological process: regulation of transcription by RNA polymerase II. The transcript has 3 exons.
GGGGGUGUGAGCCUAGAGGGGGAAAGUGAAAGGCGGAGGACUGAAGGGGCCACCCCCUUCGGGACCCCGGCCGCCCUGUUCACCCUCGUUCAUCCUCCCUUCCCGAAGCUCGCCCUCGAAGGCAGGAACGACCGGCGCCGGUGCCUUCGGCGGCGGAGGAGGAGGAGGAACCGCGCCCGGCAGAGCAGCAGUCCCGUCUUCCUCGCCGGUUCGUGAAUACAAAGGUUACGGUGCAGAAGGAAAUUACACCCGGCUCCUCCGCGCCCGCGCCCGGUAGCCAACACAAUGCACCAGCCGCCCGAGUCGGCCGCCGCGGCCGCCGCCGCUGCAGACAGUAGUGCGAGGAAGAUGGCGCACCCGGCAAUGUUCCCUCGAAGGGGCAGCGGCAGCGCCUCUGCUCUCAAUGCAGCAGGUACCGGCGUUGGGAGUAAUGCCACAUCUUCCGAGGAUUUUCCGCCUUCUCCGCUCCAGCCGCCGCCUCCUGCAGCAUCGUCCACGACGUCGUCGGGACCACAGCCUCCGCCUCCACAAAGCCUGAACCUCCUUUCGCAGGCUCAGCUGCAGGCACAGCCUCUUGCGCCAGGCGGAACGCAAAUGAAAAAGAAAAGUGGCUUUCAGAUAACUAGCGUUACUCCGGCCCAGAUCUCAGCCAGCAUCAGCUCCAACAACAGUAUAGCUGAGGACACUGAGAGCUAUGAUGAUCUGGACGAGUCGCACACGGAAGACUUGUCUUCUUCCGAGAUCCUGGACGUGUCCCUUUCUAGGGCUACUGACUUGGGGGAACCGGAACGCAGCUCCUCAGAAGAGACUCUAAAUAACUUCCAGGAAGCCGAGACACCGGGGGCGGUCUCUCCCAAUCAGCCUCACCUUCCGCAGCAGCCUCACCUGCCUCACCUGCCACCACAGAAUGUUGUGAUCAAUGGGAAUGCCCAUCCACACCACCUCCAUCACCACCACCACGUUCAUCAUGGACACCACCUUCACCAUGGGCAUCACCUUCCAUCCCAUGCUGGCCUGGUCAGUUCCUCCAUUCCCGGAGGACCACCCUCAAGCCCAGUAUCCAGAAAACUCUCGACGACUGGAAGCUCUGACGGUGUAAUUCCAGCUGCACCCACUUCUGCUGUAUCAUCCGGCGGCUCCCCUGCAUCUGUCAUGACUAAUAUCCGCACUCUGAGUACUGCUGGCGGUCUAGGUAUGAGUUCUGCUACUGGCUCUAACACAACGAGUAACGUUAACGUUGCCACCGCGGUGGGUAGCAUUAAUCCGAAUGUGACAAGCAGCAUGCUUGGUAACGCUAACGUGAGUACAAGCAAUAUUCCUAAUGCUGCUAGUGUGAGUGUCGGGCCAGGAGUGAGCAGCGGUGUUAAUGUGAAUAUCUUGAGUGGCAUGGGCAAUGGCACUAUUGCUUCCUCUGCUGUUGUUAACAGCGGCCCCACCGCGGCUGCGGGGGUGACUGUGGGAUCUGUUUCAGCUCCGCAACAACCAGCAGUUAACACAUCUCGGUUCAGAGUUGUGAAGUUAGAUACCAGCUCUGAACCCUUUAAGAAAGGCAGAUGGACUUGCACCGAGUUCUAUGAAAAAGAAACUGUUGUGCCUGCCUCGGAAGGCGUGGUGGUAAAUAAAGUGGUGGAGACUGUAAAACAAAACCCUGUGGAAGUGACUUCUGAGAGGGAGAGCACCAGUGGGAGUUCAGUGAGCAGCAGUGUCAGCAUACUGAGUCACUACACAGAGAGUGUGGGAAGUGGAGAGAUGGGGGCCCCCACAGUGGUGGUGGUACAGCAACAGCAACAAGCACCACCCUCUCUUCAAGGUAUGGCCCCUCCACAGAUGGAUUUUAGUAGCUCUGGUCCACAGAGUAUUUCAGUAGCUAGUAUGCCACAGAGUGUUUCCCAGUCACAGAUCUCACAAGUACAAUUACAGCCUCAAGAACUGAGCUAUCAACAGAAGCAAGGUCUUCAGCCAGUACCUCUGCAAGCCACUCUCAAAGCUGCCACUGGGAUACAGCCAGCGCCGGUUAAUGUGGUUGGUGUAACUUCAGCUUUAGGUCAGCAGCCUUCCAUUCCUAGUUUGGCUCAACCCCAACUGCCCUAUUCUCAGCCGGCUGCUCCAGUGCAAACUCCCCUUCCAGGGGCACCACCCCAACAGUUACAAUACGGACAGCAGCCACCGACUGUUUCUUCACAGAUGGCCCCGGGCCAUGGUAAAUCAGUGACUCAAAAUCCUCCUGAGUACGUGCAGCAGCCGCUGCCGAUUCUUCAGACAGCAGUGCCCUCCGGACAGCCCGCUUCUGUAGGAGUGGGAGCAGGAGCAACAGUGAUUCCUGUGGCUCAGCCACAGGGCAUCCCGCUGCCAGUACAGUCCACAGUAGUCCAAGCACAACCUGCAGGGGUGUCUGGCCAGCCCAUGGGCCAGGCUCAAACAGCAGUGUCUGCUGUACCUAUGAGUGGUCAGAUUGUAAAUAUCGGGCAGCAAGCAAGCAUACCUACUGCAGUGCAGCAGCCCUCUCCUCAAGUCACACCUUCAGUUAUUCCGCAAGGUGCUCCUCCAUCUUCACAAGUAGUUCCACCUGCUCAAACCGGGAUCAUUCAUCAGGGAGUUCAAACUAGUGCUUCGAGCCUUCCUCAACAAUUGGUCAUUGCACCCCAAAGUACCUUGUUAACUGUGCCUCCUCAGCCACAAGGAGUAGACCCAGUAGCCCAAGGCGUUGUCUCUCAGCAGUUGCCCGCAGUUAGUCCUGUGCCCUCUGCUAGUAGUAUUUCUGUUACAAAUCAGGUUAGCGCAACUGUUCCUCCUGCAAUGCCUUCUGCCCCAACAAACUUGGUUCCACUACAGAAUACAGCACAACCCCCUGCCACCCAAAAUGGUAAUUUGGUUCCGAGUGUUAGCCAACCUCCCUUGAUAGAAAAUUUGCCCUUGGCACAACAGAUCCCACUGAGUUCUGCUCAGUUCUCUGCACAAUCAUUAGCUCAGGCAAUUGGAAGCCAAAUUGAAGAUGCCAGGCGCCCAGUGGAACCCUCCUUAGUUGGCUUACCUCAGACUCUCAGUGGUGACAGUGGGGGCAUGUCAGCAGUUUCAGAUGGGAGUAGCAGCAGCCUAGCAGCCUCUGCUUCUCUUUUCCCGUUGAAGGUGCUACCGCUGACGACACCCCUGGUGGAUGGCGAGGAUGAGAGCUCCUCUGGUGCAAGUGUGGUAGCUAUUGACAACAAAAUCGAGCAAGCAAUGGAUCUGGUAAAAAGCCAUUUGAUGUAUGCGGUUAGAGAGGAAGUGGAGGUCCUCAAGGAGCAAAUCAAGGAACUCAUAGAGAAAAAUUCCCAGCUGGAGCAGGAGAAUAAUCUGCUGAAGACGCUAGCCAGUCCUGAGCAGCUCGCCCAGUUUCAGGCCCAGCUGCAGACUGGCUCGCCCCCUGCCACCUCGCAGCCACAGGGGAGCACACAGCCCCCUGCCCAGCCCGCGUCCCAGGGCUCCGGCCCCACCGCGUAGCCGCCUGUGCCCUCGCAGAACUGGCGGGUGCGCCAUCUGAACUGAACAGACCCGACCCGACCCGACGGGAGAAGAUGUCCUAGCGGGAAUCCGCUUCCACAGUCACCCAUUUCAUCGCCCGCUGCAAAAGAGACGUGAGACGAACAGAUGUUGUACUCUCUCUCUCUUUUUUUUUUUUGACUCACCCCCACCCCCAGUAUUAAACACUCAUAUACUUAAGGUUUGAAGCAAGUUCUUAGUUGAGUGACUUAAAGGUUCAUUAGAGAAUUCAUUCGCACGGAUAUACUGGGACCUUGUGCAGCUUGGCAAAUACCUGUGAAAUGGUUGGAUUCAUGCUGAGGAGCAGUGUGCCUUUCCAUCCCUGCCCCCGCUCCCCACCCUGACUUCAAGAGUUCGAUCCUGCUUGCAAGUAGUUUGAUCCAUGGGUUAUGAAGCAGGGGCGUUCCUUGGUGGACUGCCCUCCCCGCGAAGUCCCCGAUGAGGAACUGGAAAGGGGGCGCUGAAGACUCACAAGUCUCACCUCUGCUGAGAGUAAGCAUAGUUCAUGUCUAAACUGACAGGCUGUCAUCAAAAUCCACCACCGAGUUUCGUGCUGUGCCUCUUUCUGAAACACUGAACAACGCAAAACUGUGCUGAAACGGUGACAGGUAGCUGGGCCCGAGGCUAUCUACCAUGAAGGUUGUUUUGCUUAUUGUAUAUUUGUGUAUGUAGUAUAACUUUUGUACAAUAGAGGACUGUAACUACUAUUUAGAUUGUACAGGUAGAAAUGUCAUUGUUUCAUUGGCUGUCUGAAGAGGUGUGGAUUGUCUUUUCUAUCUAGAUCUACAUAUAAAAUGCUCCAUGGAGGAAAAACACACCUAGAAAAACGGAAAGAUUUGGCACAGUUAGUCUCUUUGUGUAACCUGAAAUCUAGCUGCUGAAGUAAAUCCCUGUUCACUGACGUCUUUUGAUUGAGCUGGUUGAAUACUUUGAAAAACUGAUCUGUUGUAGCUAAAGAAAUAAAUUCCCAGUAGGGGUUUCUUGCAUAUUACCUGUAUAGUAGUUAUAUGCAUAUGCUUCUGUGCAUGUUCUCCAAACACUUGUAAGGUGUCACUGUAUUUAACUGUUGCACUUGUCAACUUUCAAUAAAGCAUAUAAAAUGUUGAUAAACAA